This is a messenger RNA of Boeremia exigua, 2123 nucleotides long. RefSeq names its product EF hand associated-domain-containing protein. The transcript is spliced from 3 exons. Gene Ontology annotation, molecular function: GTPase activity; GTP binding; calcium ion binding. Bases 138 to 2021 code for a protein of 627 amino acids. Gene Ontology annotation, cellular component: mitochondrial outer membrane. NCBI's taxonomy places the organism in Eukaryota, Fungi, Ascomycota, Dothideomycetes, Pleosporales, Didymellaceae. Gene Ontology annotation, biological process: mitochondrion organization; small GTPase-mediated signal transduction; regulation of mitochondrion organization. The record is from RefSeq and is a predicted model, not a curated record.
GAAUCAUUGCCCAAAGCUUCACCGAUAGUCGUCUCAGCGCUGUACCUGCAUCAGUCGCCUUUAUUUAGCUGCCUAUUCCGCUCUUCGUGCUCUGCAGUCAAGCCUUGAGAUGCAGUGAGCAGUGAACAUGCUGAAGGAUGGCAACCGUCCGAAUCUGUGUCUGCGGUGACGAGGGAGUUGGCAAGAGCUCUAUCAUCACCUCGCUCGUCAAAGAUGUCUUUGUCACCGCCAAAAUCCAGCCUGUCCUUCCCCAGGUAACACUGCCGCCCACGCUCGGAACGCCUGACAAUGUCACCACCACCAUUGUCGACACCUCCGCCCUGCCCCACGAACGACAUGCUCUACGUAAGGAGCUGCGCAAAUCGAACGUCAUAUUGCUCGUCUACUCGGACCACUAUAGCUAUGAGAGGGUCGCGCUGUUCUGGAUGCCCUACUUCCGCUCGCUGGGCGUGAACGUACCAGUGGUGCUGUGCGCAAACAAGGCCGACGUAGCCGCGAAUGGCACAACGUCGCAAGUGGUGGCGGAGGAGAUGCUGCCGGUCAUGAACGAGUUCAAAGAGAUUGACUCGUGCAUACGAACGAGCGCAAAAGAGCACGCAAAUAUUAACGAGGUCUUCUUCCUCUGCCAGAAGGCCGUCACACACCCAAUAGCGCCGCUCUACGAUUCCAAGGAGAACGCACUGAAGCCUGCUGCAGUCUCUGCGCUUCGACGCGUGUUCCAUCUUUGCGACUCGGACAAGGACGGGUACUGGAAUGACCAAGAGAUCCACGAUUUCCAAAUCAAGUGCUUCGAAAAGCCGCUUGGUGAGGACGAUCUAGCCAAUAUCAAGAAGUCGAUGGAGAGAUUUGCGCCUGGCGCUACGGAUGAGAAUGGAAUGGACGAGAAAGGCUUCUUGCUGCUCAACAAGAUCUUUGCUGAGAAAGGCCGCCACGAGACAAUAUGGAUCAUCUUGCGCAAGUUCCACUACACUGAUAGUCUCAGUUUGCAGGAUGCGUACCUACGGCCAAAGUUUGAGGUCGCACAGUUCUCCUCUGCGGAACUCAGCCCAGCUGGGUACCGAUUCUUCGCCGACCUUUUCUUGAAGUUUGACAAGGACAACGACGGUGGUCUGAACGACCGAGAACUCGCCAAUCUGUUUGCGACUACGCCCGGAGUCCCCACUUCCUGGACCGACUCGGCAUUCCCGUCGUGCACAGUGCGCAAUGACGCCGGCCAUAUCACACUACAGGGCUGGCUGGCGCAGUGGAGCAUGACUACAUUCGAGGAGCCGAAAGUGACACUCGAGUACCUAGCAUACCUUGGAUUUGAGAGCAACGACCGGAGUGGUACGACCAGCGCGUUGAAGCAGACGAAAGCCAGGAAGCGGAGGAACAGGCCUGCGCGGGUCGAGCGCAACGUCUUUCUAUGCUAUGUGCUAGGGUCGAGCGGCAGUGGAAAGAGCACGCUGCUGUCGUCGUUCCUGCAACGCCCCUUUUCACAGACAUACCACCCCACUAUCAAACCGCAGUCGGCUGUCAACAGUGUCGAGCUCAAGGGCGGAAAGCAAUGCUACCUGAUCAUCGAGGAGCUGGGCGAGCUGGAGCCGGCGAUCCUCGAGAACCAGGCCAAGCUCGACGCGUGUGACUUGCUGUGCUACACGUACGACUCGUCUGACCCCGACAGCUUUGCGCACAUUGUCGAUCUGCGCAAGAAGUACCCGCAGCUCGACGCGCUGCCUGCGGUGUAUACAGCGCUGAAGGCAGACCAAGACAAGACGAUGCAGCGAUGCGAGCAGCAGCCUGACGGAUACACGAGCGCGCUGCGCAUGGCGCCGCCGCUGCAUGUCAGUGCAACGUGGAGCAGCAUCUCGGAGCUGUUCGUCCAUCUGGCUGAGUGUGCGACGCAUCCGUCGACCGCGUUCCCGAAGAACGAAGACGAGGGCGGCUACGAUAACAUGAACCUGUAUCUGGCGCUGGGCGCCGCGACGUGCGUGGUUGCGUCGGCCGUCUUCGUCUGGAAGCGAAACAGCGCGUCCUCGUGAUAGAGGCGAGAGACGACCCGUGGACCUCAGGCGGCGGGAGACCGGGAACUGGGACUCGGGCCGUAGUAGAUAAUCAAUAAUGCACUCGUCGCUCUGCGCGAA